Messenger RNA from Sarcophilus harrisii (Tasmanian devil), 2628 nucleotides. RefSeq names its product keratin, type I cytoskeletal 20. NCBI's taxonomy places the organism in Eukaryota, Metazoa, Chordata, Mammalia, Dasyuromorphia, Dasyuridae. The transcript has 8 exons. The record is from RefSeq and is a predicted model, not a curated record. Gene Ontology annotation, molecular function: structural molecule activity. Bases 46 to 1329 code for a protein of 427 amino acids.
CCAGAGGUAGCCAGAGGGUCCAGGUAUCUGUCCUCAAAACCAAUCAUGGAUUUCACUCGUAAAAGCUUCCAUAGAAGCAACAGCUUCACUAAUCAGCCCAGUUUUGUCAUGAGUGGGGUAGCAUUUAGGAAGGGGUUUAUACAAGGUUUCUCUUCUCCCAGUGUCUAUGGUGGGGCCGGAGGUCAGGGUACCCGAAUUUCAAGCACCAGCCAAGUGGCCACUUAUGAACGUAAUCUCAGUGAAGAUUUCUCUGUUGGCAAUGAAAAAAUCACAAUGCAGAACCUGAAUGACCGUCUAGCCAGCUACUUGGAAAGGGUACGGUCUCUGGAGCAGACCAACUCCCAGCUGGAAACCCAGAUCAGGGAAUGGCAUAAGAAGAGCUCUCCCAUCCUGACCCGGGACUACAGCUCCUAUUUCAAAACAAUUGAAGAUCUCCGAAAACAGAUUAAAGAUGCCCAGCAGGCCAAUGCCUUUUGUAUCCUGCAGCUUGAUAACUCUAAACUGGCCUCUGAUGAUUUCAGAAUGAAGUAUGAAACUGAGCUUAGAAUGAAAUUGGCUGUGGAGGCUGAUGUCAAGGGACUGCAUAAAGUCUUUGAUAAUCUCACCCUACAGAAGUCAGAUUUGGAGACACAAAUUGAAAAUCUGAAUGAAGAACUGCUUUUCCUUAAAAAAAGCCACCAGGAGGAGAUCACUAACCUGAAAGGACAAUUGGGUAACACUGUCAACGUGGAAGUGGAUGCUGCUCCUAGUCAUGACCUUGGAACCAUAAUGAAUGAAAUGAGACAGAAAUAUGAAAUCAUGGCACAAAAGAAUCUUCAGGAGGCCAAAGAACAGUUUGAGAAAAGAAUUGAAAGUUUGCAACAAGAGGUCCAAGUGAGUACCAAGGAGAUAAAAACCGGUGAGGUUCAAGUGAUGGAACUGAGACGCAACUACCAGACCUUGGAGAUAGAGCUCCAGACCCAGUAUAGUACGAGAGCAUCUUUUGAGCAUGCCCUAGAAGAGACCAAUGCUCGUUAUGGUGCACAGCUGGCUCAGAUUCAAGCAUUAAUAAGCUCUGUAGAGGCUCAGCUGAUGCAAGUCCGGUCUGACAUGGAACGACAAAAUGAAGAAUAUAAUGCCCUUCUUGAUAUCAAGACCCGCCUGGAAAUGGAAAUUGCCACUUAUCGCCGCCUCCUGGAAGGAGAGGAUGUCAGAUCUGAGAAUUUCCAAUUAGCCACUAUGGAUGAAAAAGAUAUAAAGAAAACCCGGAAGAUUAAGACAGUUGUGGAAGAAGUAGUAGAUGGCAAGGUUGUGUCAUCUCAAAUCAAAGAAAUAGAAGAGAAUAUAUAAGCAGCUACCAGAAGAAAGUGGAAUCAACAAGUUGGAAAAAUUUGAUCAAACUUUACAAUGCUCUGUUAAGAAACUCCCUUUUAACAAGCUUGGUGAAUGUUUUAUGGUAACAGGAGAUAAGAAACUCAUUAAUCAUACACUUCUAUGAGAUUUUUCAAAAUGCCCUCCAAAUACUUCAUUCAAAACAUUUGCAAGAAUAUUACUUAAUAUAAUUAUUCAUACAAUCAGUACAAGGAAAUUUAAAAGCAUCUUCAUUGACUGAAAGUUGUAGACCUUCUAAUCACAAAAAUCCUCUAAUUUUAUAGAUACAAACAUAAAUGAAGACAAAUCUCUUUCAUUUUUCCUCCCAAAAUUCAUAUAAUAUUUUUCUGUAAUCUCUUUUCUUAUCAUGACUGUUUCUCUAAUAAUCUCACUGAAUUUCAGAGAUCUUGAUCUUUCUAUCUCUUCUGAAUUAGAUUUCUAUUCCUACCCCUAAGUCAUCUACUAUGGCAUAUUUUAAGAAUUUGACUCAUUGCACAUGUCUAUGUGAGAGAUGAUUUAUUUGGACCCCUAUUCUAUUCCAACCAGUAUUAAUCAAUUUGGUAGAAUCAUAUCAAAUUUCUUAUAUAAGGGCCCAGAGGUAUGAGCUGCAGAUUCAAAGUUCACUUGCUUAACUAUAGGAAGUUAACUAAAGGCCCUCCACCCAUGUUUUGCUUUGUUUUAGUGACCAAGCCCAGUAUGGCAGAGGUGACAACUACAUGGAAAGUCCCCAAAAAUAUAUUUGUAUUUCCAUAUCAAUCCCUCAUCCAAUAGGAGCAAUCGCUCUUAUCUGAGGUCACUAACUGUAAUAACUUGUACUAUUUCCUCUUGCCCAACCUAAAGAGAAGCCUGCCUAUCUUGAAUGAAGAUAUUCCUUACUUCACCCAACUUGUGGCCCUGCUGACAUAUUACUUUGUUUAUUUUAGCUUAUGUAUCACCUGUCAAUCAAUAACAUUAUUGUGUGUUUGCUAUAGUUGUUCUUGAGUGAUUGAACAUCUAGCCCUAUAAGAAUAAGGUCCUGGAAGGAGAAGGCAUCUCAAAUAUUGAAGAAGAUCUAAGGUCCACUUCAUUAGAAGGGAUUAUGCACCACUUAAUAAAGUGCCAUUGGCUCAGAGCUCUGUCUCACUAUUGUAGGGGUGACAAUUUUAAUCUCCCCAUCUACAAAUGUAGCUCAUCAUAUUUGGAAUGAGCAUCUAAGAAAUUAUCAAAGACUUCAGCCUUUCACAAAGUAAAAUAAUGACUUUCUUUAUACUCUUAUCAAUAAACAGUAUGAUUCAGUGA